GUUCCCGUUAUUGUAGAUGACAGUGGUUGUAAUUCAAAUGCAGAUGUCAAUUUCCAAUUUACUGGGUUCAUGGUAUCAGGUAGAGUUUUAGGUGCUGUUGGUGGAAACAGCUGCCCCAAUAAAUCUGGAGGACCUUCAAAUGUUAAAAUUGAGCUUCUGUCUAUUCAAGACGAUGUCAUUGCUACUUCUUUCACAUCAGAAACUGGACACUACUCAUUUACGAACAUCAUUCCUGGAGUAUACAAAUUAAGAGCUUCACAUCCUAAUUUGGGAGUUGAACUUAGAGGUUCAUCUGAGGUCAAUUUGGGCUUUGAAAAUACGGUGGUGGAUGAUAUCUUCUACGUGCCUGGUUAUGAUCUUCAUGGUUUUGUAGUUUCCCAGGGGAAUCCUAUUUUAGGAGUCCAUAUAUAUUUGUAUUCAGAUGAUGUUUUAGAAGUGCAUUGCCCGCAAGGAGUUGGGAAUCCUCUCAGUCAGAAGAAGGCCCUUUGUCAUUCCAUAUCAAAUUCUGAUGGAAAGUUUACUUUUAACUCUUUACCAUGCGGGGUUUAUGAUCUUCUGCCUUACUACAAGGGGGAGAAUACUGUAUUUGAUGUUUCCCCACCUUCGAUGACUCUAACCGUUGAACAUCAUCAUGUUACAGUUUCCCAAAAGUUCCAGGUCACUGGAUUUUCUGUUGGGGGUCGCGUUGUUGAUGGGAACGGUGGAGUUAGUGGAGCAAGCAUUAUUGUAGAUGGGCAGCAAAAAGCCACUUCUGAUAAUGAAGGAUUCUAUAAACUCGAUCAGGUUACUUCUAAGCAUUAUACAAUUGUGGCGGAGAAGGACCACUACAAGUUCAGUGCUCUGGAGAACUUUUUGGUUCUUCCAAACAUGGCUUCUAUUAAUGAUAUUAUAGCGAUCUACUAUGAUGUUUGUGGCGUUGUUCGAGUGAUUAGUCCAAACUCCAUUGCUAAGGUGGCAUUAACGCAUGGACCUGAUAAUUUUAAGCCUCAGGCAAAACUGACAAUGGAGAACGGCAGCUUCUGUUUUUUGGUCCCUCCUGGUGAAUACCGGUUAUCUGCUUUGGCAUUAAGUUCUGAUACUUCUUCAAGCCCUCUGUUUUCUCCACCAUAUAUUGAUAUCAAGGUCAACUCUCCAUUGCUUGAUAUUGAGUUUUUCGAGGCUCAGGUAAACAUCCAUGGAUCUGUACUUUGCAAACAGACAUGCGGCAAAUCUGUUUCUGUGGCACUUGCCAGAUUAGUUGGUGUAACUGAGCAGGAGAGGAAGAUGAUUUCUUUGAGUAAUGAAAGCGGUGACUUCGUUUUUCAAAAGAUCUUUCCUGGGAAAUAUCGAAUCAUGGUCAAGCACAUUUCUACAGCCGCAACUGAUGAGGACAGUUGGUGCUGGGAGCGGAACAUUAUUGACUUGGAUGUUGGCACACAGGAUGUUAAAGAUGUUGUUUUUGUUCAGAAAGGUUACUGGGUUAGAAUUGUUUCUACUCAUGAUACAGAAGCACAGAUCGAGCAACCCGAUUCAUCCCGUAUUGAUUUGUUGAUAAAGAAAGGGUCUCAAAAAAUUUGUUUGCAGAAUCCUGGGGAGCAUGAGCUUCACUUUCUUAAUAGCUGCAUUUUCUUUGGGAGCCCAUCUCUGAAAUUUAAUACAAUGAAUUUGACGCUGAUUUAUGUCAAUGGAGAUAAGUACCAUCUUAGAGGAGAAAUCCACAUCGACUCCAACUUACUUCAAGGGAUCGAAGAUCCAUCUAAACACCUUUUGGUUGACAUUUUUAAUAAAGAUGAUGCUUUUAUUGAUACAACUCAUGUUCGGCAUGUUUUGACUGAGGAAGACCUUGAAGGCACACUGGUAUUUGAGUACUCGUUUUGGUUGAAUCUUGGUGAGGAAACCAUCUUCGUUCCUCAGUACUCAAGCAGUGCUAUUAAUGGGAAGAAGAUCCUGUUUUAUCCAAGAAAGCGCCAUGUAUCAGUUACAAAUGAUGGUUGCCAGGCUGCUAUUCCCAUAAUUGUUGGUCGAAUGGGGAUGUAUGUUGAAGGGUCAGUCUCUCCACCCCUUGAUGGUGUCAACAUUAGAAUUAUAGCUGCUGGUGAGAGCAUCCAUUCUCCUUUACGAACUGGUGAUUUGGCUUUGGUUACAGAGACAGGGGCUGAUGGAUCUUUUUCUGCUGGACCAUUGUUUGAUGAUAUACGUUACACCGUUGAAGCUUCAAAGCCUGGAUACCAUGUUAAACAAGUUGGGCCCAAUUCAUUUACUUGUCAGAAACUUGGGAAAAUUGUGGUGAACGUUCAUGAUAGCGGAGAGACUGUAGGGUUAUUCCCUUCUGUUCUGUUGUCUUUGAGUGGUGAAGAUGGAUACAGGAACAACUCAGUGAGUGGUGCUGGAGGAACCUUCACCUUUGAGAAUUUAUUUUCUGGAAGUUUUUAUCUUCGUCCUGUGCUUAAGGAAUAUGCUUUUUCCCCAUCAGCAGUUGCAAUAGACUUGGAAUCUGGAGAUUCUAAGGAGGUCUUUUUCCAUGCAAAACGUGUUGCAUACAGUGUCUUGGGCACUGUAACGUUAAUUUCUGGCCAGCCAAAGGAACGUGUAAUAGUGGAGGCACGUUCAGAGUCUCAUGAUUUUUACGAGGAAGCAACAACAGAUGAUGCUGGAAGUUUUCGUCUUAGGAGUCUUCUCCCAGACAUAACUUAUACGAUAAAAUUAGCUUCAAAGGAAGACCACAGAUUUGGAAGCUCAAGGAUUGAGCGUUUUUCUCCAGACCAUCUUUCAGUGAAGGUUGGAACUGAGGAUGUAACAGGAGCGGACUUCGUUGUUUUUGAAGAGCCUGAGACGACCAUUUUAAGUGGUCAUGUUCAAGGAUACAAUCUUGAAACAUUGCAGCCCCAUCUCUCAAUAGAAAUAAGGUCAGCAAAUGACCCAUCUGAGGUUGAAUCAGUCAUUCCUUUGCCAAUCUCUUAUUACUUCCAGAUACGAGAUUUGGCAAAGGGUCGUCACCUUUUGCAGCUUCGACCUGGCCUUGAUGGGAAGAGCGGCAAAUUUGAAUCUGAGGUCCUUGAAGUUGACUUGGUGAAGCAGCCCCAAGUUCAUGUGGGUCCUCUCAACUAUAAAGUUGUAGAGCACCAACACAAACAGGAACUCACACCAGCACCCGUAUUUCCUCUUAUUGCUGGAGUAUUUGCUGUUAUUUUAGUCAUCAGCUUGCCAAGAUUGAAGGACUUAUACCUUGCUGCAGCAGAGAUAACACCUCGGAAGAAGGAAACGCGUAAGCCAGUUUUGAGAAAGCGAGCUAAUUAAUGCCCUCCAGAAGCAUUUUUGUUCCUCUGAAUAUCAUAAGUUUUCCAAACUAUGAUGUUUAUUGAUGCUUUCUAGUUCAUGCUAUUGUGUGUGAAACUAAUAAUGAACAUUGAACUUUUUGUAAGUUUUAUUUUUUGGUUAUAUAUAUAGUUUUAUGAUCAUCAGGAAUACAUGUAGUGGUAAUUUUUAUAUUUCUAGAGGAAUAAUGGUUAAAAUAAGUUCAUAACAUGUGGAAAACUUAAAAAA
Molecule: messenger RNA, 3522 nt
Organism: Phalaenopsis equestris
Lineage: Eukaryota; Viridiplantae; Streptophyta; Magnoliopsida; Asparagales; Orchidaceae
Product: nodal modulator 1-like
Cellular component (GO): endoplasmic reticulum membrane
Molecular function (GO): carbohydrate binding
Source: RefSeq, a predicted model, not a curated record